Molecule: messenger RNA, 4189 nt
Organism: Caenorhabditis angaria
Lineage: Eukaryota; Metazoa; Nematoda; Chromadorea; Rhabditida; Rhabditidae
Source: the annotation of a GenBank genome assembly
AUGACGCCAACACCAAACACUGCGCCAGGAAAACAAUCACAACCUGUUCUAUUGAGUAAAGAUAGUCCAGAUAUUGAGGUUAGUUUCUCUUCACAUAAAUGUUUAAUCUGAAAUUUUUUGUUUUGAUGCUCAGAAUUUUGAAAAAAAUCAAAGAUCAAAAGUACAAUCAUCAAAAAGUUUCAAAGAUUCAUGGUCAAUUUUUUUCUCCUAAAGAAAAGAAUUGAUAAGAAUUAUUUUUGCACGUGUGUAUAUGAUAACCAAGUCACGGUACACUUUUUAAUCUUAUCACUAAUUUUUCACCCUUCAAAAAUUCGUAUUACAGUCACUCCUUGAACUCAAUCCAAAAGUCAAAGCAACAGCAAAUGCGAUUCCAAGUUUGGUUACCAAGAAAAAUAAGUUGAACUGGAAGAGAAAUGCUGAAAAAGGAUGUGGAGCUGGAUGUGGAGAAUCAAAGUUGAAAAAUGAUUGGAGAGAUAUCAAACAUACCACUUUGAGUGAACGUGGAGCGCUCAAAGAAGCUUUAAGGUUAGAAUUUUCAAAUCGAAAAUGAAAAUUGGGUUUCCUGAUUAAACUUUUUGAAAAUUUGAAACUUUUGUUUAUUUCAGUACUGAAAAUUGCUUUCUAACACGACAGAAACAAAAAACUUUAAAUCCUGACGUUUUUGUAUAACGAUUAAAACUAGUUCUGGUUUCAAGAACCCAUACCUUUCCACUUUUCGUCUCGAUCGACGCAUAAUGAAAAAAAAAUUACAACGUCACAUGAUUUGAUAUUUUUUCGAAAAACCCCUCAUCAAUCAUAAUUUCUAUUUUCUAGAUGCCUUAAAUGCGCUGACGCGCCUUGCCAAAAAUCAUGCCCAACACAACUUGAUAUCAAAAGUUUUAUCACCAGUAUUUCAAACAAGAAUUACUAUGGAGCUGCCAGACAAAUUUUGUCGGAUAAUCCGCUUGGUUUAACAUGCGGAAUGAUUUGUCCGACAUCGGAUCUCUGUGUUGGAAGUUGCAAUUUACAAGCAUCUGAAGAGGGUGCGAUUAACAUUGGUGGUCUUCAACAAUAUGCAUGUGAUGUGAGGAUUUAUUGAAAAUAGAUAUGAUGUUUCAAAUUUUAUUUCAAAAAUUCAGAAGUCUACCAUGUUUCAAUUAUGAAAACUAGAUUGAAAAUUGUUCCCGAAAUUUGUUCCCAAAAUUCAAGAAAAAUUGAAAAAUUUUCCCAACCACAAUUGUUUUCAGGUGUUCAAAAAGAUGAACAUCCGUCAAAUUGUCUCCAAAGAAGUUCGUGAAAAUCGAAACGCUUCUCACGCUGAACAAAUUGCUCUUAUUGGAUGUGGUCCAGCAAGUAUUUCAUGUGCAUCAUUUUUGGCUCGUUUAGGAUACACUGAUGUCACAAUUUAUGAAAAACGUGAAUUUAUUGGAGGAUUGAGUUCUGCAGAAAUCCCACAAUUCCGUUUGCCAUAUGAUGUUGUUGAUUUUGAAAUUCAACUUGCUCGUGAUAUUGGAGUUCGAAUUGAAACUAACCGCUCACUUCAUAAAAAUGAUAUUACUCUUGAGAAAUUGAAGGUUUGUUUUUAAAUCAUCUUAUCUUUCAAAAUAUUUAUGAUAAGAUUAUUAUUUUUAGGCCAAAGGUGCAAAGGCCGUUUUUGUUGGAAUCGGUAAUCCAGAGCCGAAAGUUGAUAAGAUUUUCGAGGGGCUUUCAAUUGAAAAUGGUUUUUACACUAGUAAAAAUUACUUGCCUCUUGUUGCUCAAGCAAGCAAACCUGGACUUUGUGGAUGUAAAACUACACCAAUUCCAAGUUUACCCGGAAGAGUUGUUGUUUUGGGAGCUGGAGAUACUGCUAUGGAUUGUGCAACUUCUGCUUUAAGAUGUGGAGCUAAACGUGUUACGAUUGCUUUCAGAAAAGGUUUUACUGGCAUUCGAGCGGUUCCAGAAGAAGUAAGUUUUGAAAAUGCUUUCUGUAAAACUUUCUUUCUCAUUGCAUUUUUUCAGACCGAAGCAGCCAAAGAAGAAAAAUGUGAAUUUUUGCCAUUUGCAUCUCCAAGAUCUAUAAAUGUCAAAGAAGGAAGAAUUGUUUCAAUCACUUUUGCUAGAACUGAUCAAGAUGAUGAAGGAAACUGGGUUGAAGAUGAUGAACAAGUUAUGGUUGUCAAAUGCGAUUACGUAAUUUCUGCGUUUGGAUCAACUUUGAAAGAUAAUGAAGUUCUUCAAGCUCUCCAACCUUGUAAACUCAAUAAAUGGGGAGGAAUUGAUGUCAACUCAGAAACCCAACAAACUUCCGAACCAUGGGUUUUCGCAGGUGGUGACGUUGCUGGUGUUGCUGAAACAACCGUUGAAUCAGUCAACGAUGGAAAAAUUGCUGCUUGGGGAAUCCAUAAAUAUCUUCAAUCACUCCACGGAAACAAAGUUAGUGAUACUCCACAACUUCCAAAAUUCUACACUCCAAUUGAUGAAGUCGACAUUUCUGUUGAGAUGUGUGGUGUGAAAUUUGAAAAUCCAUUUGGAUUAGCGUCUGCGCCACCGACAACAUCUGGACCAAUGUGUAGACGCGCUUUUGAACAAGGAUGGGGUUUCAUUUUGACCAAGACUUUUGGAUUGGAUAAAGAUUUGGUGACAAAUGUUUCGCCAAGAAUUGUUCGCGGUUCUACCAGUGGACCGCUCUAUGGACCAAAUCAAACAUCAUUCAUGAAUAUUGAAUUGAUUUCGGAGAAAUCUGCAGCUUAUUGGCUUCAAUGUAUCAAAGAAUUGAAGCGAGAUCAUCCAACUAAAAUCAUCGUUGCUUCAAUUAUGUGUACAUAUACAAAAGAAGACUGGGUCGAACUUGCUCAGAAGAGUGAAGCUGCUGGAGCUGAUAUUUUGGAACUCAAUUUAUCGUGUCCACACGGAAUGGGAGAAAAAGGAAUGGGUUUGGCUUGUGGACAAUCACCAACAAUUGUGACAGAGAUUUGUAAAUGGGUUAGAGAAUGUGUUAAGGUGAGUUGAGAGUUAGCAAAACUCACUCACUUUAAAAUAUUUGUUCCAGAUUCCAUUCUUCCCAAAAAUGACACCAAAUAUCACUGAUGUUCGUGAAAUUGCUAGAGCUGCUCGUGAUGGUGGAGCCUGGGGUGUUACUGCCACUAACACCGUCUCAACUUUGAUGCAUAUGAAAGCUGAUGGAACAUCCUGGCCAGCAGUUGGAAUUCAUAAAAGAACAACUUAUGGAGGAAUGUCUGGAUCUGCUAUCCGUCCAAUUGCAAUGAAAGCAGUUUCCUCAAUUGCAAAUGAACUCGACGGUUUUCCAAUUAUGGCUACUGGUGGUAUUGAAAGCGCUGAAACUGGUCUUGGCUUCCUUAUGGCUGGUGCUUCUGUUCUUCAAGUUUGUUCAGCUGUCCAAAAUCAAGAUUUCACUGUUGUUGAAGAUUAUUGCACUGGACUCCGAGCUCUUCUUUACCUUUCUGGAGCUCAAUCCCUUGCUGAAUGGGAUGGACAAUCACCGCCGAUUGAAAAACAUCAAAAAGGAAAACCUGUUCUCGUACAAGGCUUGAAAGGAAAACCAUUCUUCGGAAAAUAUAGAGAGGAUCGAGAGAAAUUGGAAAGUGAGAAAUUGCAACAACCAACUUCUAAUACUGUGUCAGAUUAUCAUUUUGCUUCAAGACCUGAUCUUCAAGUUAGCAAAGUUCCUACUGUUGAGGAUGUUAUUGGAAAAGCAUUGCCUAGAAUUGGACCAUAUGUUACACUUGAUAAUAAACUUCAGAAGGUUGCCGUAAUUGAUGAUGUGAGUUUUUUUUAUACAUUUUGGAACUAUCUUGCAAUUCUAAAUUUCAAAGAAAAAUAAAACUAAAUAAAAUUGGGAUAAAAAAAUGUAUCUGAUGACCAGUUCUAUUUCUCAACUUAACAUUUAAAAUUCAACUUCAUAUUUCUGCAGGAUAUGUGUAUCAACUGUGGUAAAUGUUAUAUGACUUGCAAUGAUUCUGGUUACCAAGCCAUCACAUUCGAUGCCGUCACCCAUCAACCUCACGUCACAGAAGAUGAUUGUACUGGUUGCACAUUGUGCUACAGUGUUUGCCCAAUCCCUGAAUGUAUUCAAAUGGUCCCAAGAACCGGACCAUGGAAGGCACCAAAACGUGGAGUUCAACCAAGUUAUGAACCUGGAACUCCAAAAGUUGUCAAAGUUGAUGCGAGAGGUCGAGUUAUUUUGGAAUCAACUGGUGGAAUGCAGUAA